CUAAAGCCCCAAUCUAAAGCCUACGCUCCAAUAGCAGUGCUUAAUCCCCUUUUGCCCUUAAUUACCCCUCCUAUGUUUCAGCUAUUUCUAGAGCAUAUAUCUAAAACCUCCUUUCCUUCCCCUUUCUUUACAAUACUCCACUCUUCCUCUUCUCUUCCAUUCUACGAUCAGAUCUUGCUCCUACCAGAACCACAAUGGAUUUCGUCAGCAAACUCGCCGAAAAGUUCCUCGACAAGGACAAGUCCAGCAGCAGCCAAGAAGGCUACGGCAACCAGGGCGGAUACGGUGGAGGUGACCAGGGAGGAUACGGUGGACAGCAGUCCGGAGGCUAUGGCGGCGGCUACCCUCAACCGCAACAACAUUCAGGCCCUCAAGUGUCUCCCCCUUGGGUCGCCCGGUGGGAUGAGCAGUCACAGCGCUGGUUCUACGUGAACGAGCAGACCGGCGAGAGGACCUGGAACCACCCAGGCCAGGGCGGUGGCUACGGACAGCCGCAGCCUUCCUACGGUGGCGGUGCGCCUUACGGUGGAGAGCAGUCGUAUGGCCAACAGCCCUCGUAUGGAGGAUAUGGUGAUUCGCGCCAGGGAGAUUACUAUCAGCAGCAGGAGCCUAAGAAGGAUCACUCUACGGCGAAAAUUGCGGGUGCUGCGGCUUUGGGUGUGGCUGGUGGAGCGUUGGCAGCGUAUGGUAUCCAUGAAGCGCAUGAGAGCUGGGAAGGGAAUAAGGAAGAGGUGAAACAAAAUGUUGAGGAUUUCCCUGAAAAUGCGGCGGAAUGGACCGGCGAAAAGGUCGGUGAGGUCGAAGCAGGCUGGGAUCGCGCCGAAGAUCGAGUCGAAGAAGGCUGGGAUCACACCGUCAAUGCGGUUGAGGACUUCCCCGAAAAUGCUGCAGAGUGGACUGGCGAAAAGGUCGGAGCCGUGGAACGGUUCGGUGAUGAUAUGCACGAUGCAUACGAGCGGGGAGAGGAUGAGGGCCGCCGUGACGACGAUUGGUAGUUCUGGGAAUUCCCAAGUAUUCCUCGGUCGGAUACUGCAGGGUUUGGUUUAGAAGAGAACUUUUAAUGUCGAAUUGGAUUGAUAUUACUACCACUCGAAGUUGGUUCUAUUGAAAUUCAUGGGGACUAUUCCCUUUCGGGAACAUUCAGGGGACACCCCCCUGUUAUGUCACUAUUUAUGCAAACAUUACGCUCAAGCACUCAUACCUAGGUAAUAAGUAGUAGCAUCUGGCUAUACAC
Molecule: messenger RNA, 1234 nt
Organism: Aspergillus pseudonomiae
Lineage: Eukaryota; Fungi; Ascomycota; Eurotiomycetes; Eurotiales; Aspergillaceae
Product: WW domain-containing protein
Exons: 3
Coding region: 195-995 (266 amino acids)
Molecular function (GO): protein binding
Source: RefSeq, a predicted model, not a curated record